AUGCAGUUACAGUGGUAUGAAGUUUUGUGGGCACAUGUGUAUUCGGUUCCCUCAAAGGGGUAUCCGGUUACACGGCUAGAAAAAGUAUGCAGUUUUGGUUAUGGGGUGGGGUAUUGGGUUCAAACGGGAGUAGCUGGUGGAAGCAGAAAAGGCAUCCAUGCCUUCAAAGAUGAUAAAGAUUUAAAAAAAGGUCAAUCCAUUGCACCCGAGCUACUGCAAGCCAUUGAAGCCUCUGGACUUUCCAUUUGGUGCUUGCACGAAGUGGGAGACACACGUAACUGCGCUCAAACAUGGGCAAGACGUGUUAUACCUAUAUUUGAUGAUGUUGAUCCUUUGGUGGUUCGCAAACAUAGUGGAUGUUAUGACAUAGCAUUUGCAGAACACGAAUACAGAUUCAAAGAAAAUGAAGGCAAGAUGGAGGAAGGUAAGAGAUGGAGAGAAGGUCUCACGGAAGUGGCAAAUCUCUGUGGUUGGGAUAUUUUCAGGCCACAAUAUGCGUAG
Vigna angularis (adzuki bean) is the source of this 501-nucleotide messenger RNA. Its product is annotated as disease resistance protein Roq1-like. The transcript has a single exon. Gene Ontology annotation, biological process: signal transduction. Bases 1 to 501 code for a protein of 166 amino acids. The record is from RefSeq and is a predicted model, not a curated record. NCBI's taxonomy places the organism in Eukaryota, Viridiplantae, Streptophyta, Magnoliopsida, Fabales, Fabaceae.